Messenger RNA from Sebastes umbrosus (honeycomb rockfish), 903 nucleotides. Its product is annotated as receptor-transporting protein 3-like. Lineage: Eukaryota; Metazoa; Chordata; Actinopteri; Perciformes; Sebastidae. Gene Ontology annotation, molecular function: olfactory receptor binding. Gene Ontology annotation, biological process: protein insertion into membrane; protein targeting to membrane. The transcript has 4 exons. The record is from RefSeq and is a predicted model, not a curated record. The coding region runs from base 140 to 676 and encodes 178 amino acids.
AAGUGCGUUGUUAAGUUUCGUUUCCCAGAGUAGCAGCAGCUGAGGGAUAUAAACACAGAGCCAGUCUGCAGAGCCACAUUCACAAGUCAGACGUCGUUUUCUUCUCUUCUACCAGACUCUGAUCCGAUCACCAAACAACAUGAGCAGAUGCACAGACUGGGUUCCUUCCUUGUGGAAGGACACCUUUGAUGAAUUGCUGGAUGAUGACAAUGAGCUGGACUAUGGAGACCAGUGGAGUCUCAACUUCAGCUACAGCCAGACAGACACAGUCACCAAGGAGGAGAGGAAGAGAGGCUGGAAGGUCUUCUGCCACACUGCCUAUGGACACUUCCAGUGUGCAUCCUGCCAAAAGAUCUGGCCUUCAGCACGGGUGGUGGUGUUGUUCCGUUACCGGCUGCGGGGUGACCGGGGGACGGUGAUCAUGCGGCCCUUUGGACAGGCAUGUCGCAGUUGCCAGGACGAUGAGUUUGAACUCUCCGGUUUUUCCCAGCAAGAGGUGGAAAAGGCCUUGCUCAGGCUGUGUGCCAAAAUCCGGAAGAAUUGCUACAACGAUGAGGACGACAACAAUGAUGAUGAUGGCUCAUCAGCAGGCUCUACCAGGGUGCGGACCAAACCGCAUGAGGCGACCCUGUGUCAGGCCUGCAUUCAAGGCAUCUGCUGUCAGGAUGAUGAUUAGAAGGGUGUGGUUGUGUGUGUGUGUGUGUGUGUGUGAGAGAGAGAGUGAUUGAGAGGUUGUGUGAUGCUUGGAAGCUCCUUUGCAGUUUGAAUGCCCCUUUUUCCUAAUAUUUUUGAUAAUUAUGUCAUUAUGGAUGUUAAUGUUCAGGGCCAAUACAUAAUGUUCCAGUAAAUAUAUAUAUUUUUUUGUAUUUUUGUUGUUACUAAUAAAGUCUUAAGUCUGACCAC